Staurois parvus is the source of this 489-nucleotide messenger RNA. The record is from the annotation of a GenBank genome assembly. NCBI's taxonomy places the organism in Eukaryota, Metazoa, Chordata, Amphibia, Anura, Ranidae.
CCAGACGACUCGGUGCCCGCAGUCUUGCCAGACGACUCGGUGCCCGCAGUCUUGCCAGACGACUCGGUGCCCGCAGUCUUGCCAGACGACUCGGUGCCCGCUGUUCCGCCAGUUGACUCGGUGCCCGCAGUCUUGCCAGACGACUCGGUGCCCACUGUCGUGCCUGGUGACUCUGUGCCCGCCGCUUCGUCUGGGGGCCUGAGACCUGUCGCUCCGCCUGAGGGCCCGAGACCUGUCGCUCCAUCUGGGGGUCCGGCGCCCCGCCGCUCCACCUGGGGGUCCGGCGCCUGUCCCCCCGCCCGGGGCCCGGUGCCUGCCGCUUCGCCUGGUAGCCCGAUCCCGGUGUGCCUCUGCCCGGAGUCCAGCCCGGUGUGCCUCUGCCCGGAGUCCAGCCCGGUGUGCCUCUGCCCGGAGUCCAGCCCGGUGUGCCUCUGCCCGGAGUCCAGCCCGGUGUGCCUCUGCCCGGAGUCCAGCCCGGUGUGCCUCUGC